GACUGGCGCCGGGAGCUGCUGGCCGCGCCGCACGCCGCCGCCGCCGCCGCAGCCGCCGGGCCCAAGCGCAAGCCCGAGGUGGUGCUGCCGCUCUUCUCCCGGCCCGGGAUGUUCCCCGAGCACCCGCACAGCCCCUUCGCCGUGUCGCCGCUGCCGGGCCGCCCCGGCGUGCUCAACGUGCCCAUCUCGCCGGCGCUGUCGCUCACCCCCACGCUCUUCUCCUACAGCCCGUCGCCGGGGCUCAGCCCCUUCGCCGCCGCCGGCAGCAGCUGCUUCUCCUUCAACCCCGAGGAGAUGAAGCACUACCUGCACUCGCAGGCCUGCUCCGUGUUCAACUACCACCUGAGCCCGCGGACUUUCCCCCGCUACCCGCUGGUGGUGCCGCCGCUGCAGUGCCCGGUGCCGCUGGAGGAGCAGCCGCAGUUCCCCAUCAAGCUGCAGCCGCCGCCGGCCGGCCGCAAGAACCGCGAGAGGCUGGAGAGCCCCGAGGCCGCCGGCGCGCCGCUGCCCCGCGUCAAGGUGGAGCCGGCGCCGGACAAGGAGCAGCACGAGGAGGAGGAGGAGGAGGAGAAGCCGGAGAGACGCCACGGGGAGGAAGAGGAGGAGGAGGAGGAAGAGGAGGAGAAGGUGCCGGUUUUCGCCCGCCCGGCGGCUCCGGCGUGGAUCCCCGUGCCCGCUCCGGCCGGCGCCCCCGGAGAGGAGAGCGCGGAGAAAUCGGGCCGGGAUUGCUCCGGGGAGGCCGGGGGCCAGGAGAGGAGGGAGGACGCCCUGAUGCCCCCCAAGCUGCGGCUGAAGCGCCGCUGGAACGGAGAUUCCCGGCAGGAAAUGCCCGAGGAGCCGCGGCCCAACGGGAUCUGGCACCUCCCCAAGGCCGUGGCCGCCGCCUCCGACACCUAAUCCCGGCUGGAACAAAAAAACCUUGGAAAACACCCGGAAAAACAUCCGUGUAUUUAUGUAGCAAGGUGGAGCUUGGGAAUUUUGCAUCGGGAAUUUUGCACUGUCCACGGAGCGGGGUUGGGGCGGGGGGAAGAGGAUUCAGGAAAACUCGGAAAAUCGGGAUGGAGGCCGCGUCGUUCCCGGCGGAUUUCCGGGGAAAUUUCCCCUUUUCCCGCCUUUUUUUCUCUCUCUCUCUCUCUCUCUCUCUCUCUCACAGAAGCCAUGAGCAAAACUCUCCAAACUUUUUCAGGGAAUGGGAACGGGAAUAACACAAAAUUAACCGGAUGCCUUUAAUCCUAACGCAUUAAAAAUGUUGGGGUUUGGUUUUUUUUUUUUUGUUUUCGUGUGCCCGGAGCGGGAGUUUUUUCUUUCCCGCUGCGGAAUCCGUGUGGGUGGAAUUUUUGGGAAUGCUUGGAAGGAGCGCUGGAAUGAUUGUGGUGAGUCCCGGGAACGCCGGAAUUCCCGGCGCCAUUCCCAGAUUUUUGGACCCUCCCCCUUUCUCCCCGUUUGACUCAUGCCUUAAAGAAGAAAACAAAAACCACGUUUGGACUUUUUCUGGGAAUUUUCUUUCCGGGAAUCGCUCGGAUUUCGUGGAUCCCUCCUGGUUUUUGGGGGGGGGAAAAUCCCAAAUCCCGCCGUUCCCCGCGCAGCGGAAUUCCGGAGGCUCCGAUUGUGCUCCCAGCGGGAUAAACCCUGGAGAAGGCCGGGGCGGAGCCGGGAAUUCCCAAGGAUUCACAAAUGCCGGGAAUUCCGGGGGGACGGCGCGGGGCAGGAAAAUUCCCUGCUGGAAGAGGAACCGGGAGCGAUUCCCAAAGUCCCAACCCGGCCGGGUUUGGGAUCCUUCGGAAUGUGGAGUUCAAAGAAUUUGGGGUGGAAAACCCCUGGAUUAUCCCAAAAAAAAAAAACAAAACAAAACAAAAACCCCGGAGAGGGCGCGAGGACGAACUCAGGAAUUACACGAGGAGGCCUUUCCCGGAAUUCCCGCUGCCGAUCCCAAAUCCAAGUGCCGGAACCGUCGGGAAAAACACAAAAAAAAACGGGGGGAAAUCCCAGAUUUUCCCCACCUCCAAUCCUUCGGAUUCGAGGCGAAAUCCCACGGGAAGAGGAGGAAAGAAGUUGGAGUUUUUGUGGCUUUAAAAAGGAUUUUUUGGGAUUGGGGGUUUUUUUGGGAAGGGGGGGAACGUUGGGGGUUUUUUUUUUUUUCCCAGCCAUUGCCCUGCAAAAAAAAAAAAAAAAAAGGAAAAAAAAAAAAAGGAUUAAAAAUGAAAACGGAAAUAAAAAACUUGGGAGAGUUCAGGGAAUUCCGGACUCAGGACGACGGAUCCGGCGCCUCUCGGGAAUUCCGGAAUUCCCAACGGAGCCCGGGAGGAGGAAAAAAAAAAGCAGGAAGAGGAAGGAAAUAAAAAACAAGCAGGAAGAGGAGAAUGAAAACAUUAAAAAAAAAAGGAUUUAAAGGAAAAAAAAAAUCAACCAGAUCAAAAUUUUAUGGAGAAAAAAAUCGGAAAUUUCAAGGAAAAAUUCCUAAAAUUCCAAGGUGCCAAACCGUUCAAUAAAAACAAACCCUCGGGAAGUUGGGAAUGGUUGGAAUUCUCUCCUGGAUGAAUUUGCCCCGGAGCAUGAUCCCGUUUUUCCAGCCGUUUUUUUUGUUAAUUUUGCUUCUUUUUCGUAGCAAAUCCGUAGGAAAAAUGUUAAAAAACGAGAAAAAAAAAAAGACUUUUUGAUGGGACAACCCCAAAAAGGGGGAAUUUUUGGGGAGGAAUUCCCCAAAAAGGAGGAAAAGGAGGAAAAAUCCCAACAGCAUUAAUGGGGUUGUCCCGGAUUUUUUUAUUUAUUCCAUAAUUAUGUUGAGGUUUUUUAUUAUUUUAAGCUGUUUUUCCGUUGGUUUCUUUCUUUUUUUGUUCGCGUCUCCGCGUCCUGGUGGGAUUGAAAAAAAAAAACCAGGAAUUUUCUCUCGGUUGAAAUCAUCAAAAAUCCGGAAAAACUUUGGGUUUUCCGGGGGAAAAAAACUUUGAUUUUUUUUUUUUAGCGCUUUUUAAACCGAUAUUUACGCUUUUCUUUGGGUUCAAAAAACCCCUUUUUCGAGGGAUUUUGAGGGAUUUGAACUCUGCCCGGUGGGAAUCCGGCAGGAAUCCACCGGGAAAAUCGAUGGAAUUUGGGAUGGGGAGCGUGGCUUUGUACAUAGGGUGUAAAGUAGAGGGGCAAAAAAAAAGAAAACAUAAAAAAAAAAGACAAAAAAUCCGAAAUUUGUGCCUUUAAAAAGUUCCGAUUUCUAUAAAAAUCAGAUUUAAAAAAGGGUUGCAUAUAUAUAUUAUAUAUAUAUAUGAUGGAGUGCUAGAGAAAUUUAUGGAUAAUAUACAUAUUUUUUUCCAGGGGUAUCCCAUAGCUCCGUAUUUUGUUAUGGAAGUUGAAAAAAAAAAAAACGGAAAAAAAGGAAAAAAAAAAAAACCUGAAAAAUAAAAAGUAUUUUACCUCGAAUUGAAAACGUUAAAUAAAAACCUUUUAACAGA
Onychostruthus taczanowskii (white-rumped snowfinch) is the source of this 3443-nucleotide messenger RNA. RefSeq names its product ETS translocation variant 3-like. Bases 109 to 897 code for a protein of 262 amino acids. The transcript is spliced from 2 exons. Lineage: Eukaryota; Metazoa; Chordata; Aves; Passeriformes; Passeridae. The record is from RefSeq and is a predicted model, not a curated record.